UAGUUUCAGUCGCAGAACAGGCGCAGUGCCGCUCAGACACGAAGAUCUAAAGUCGUGUGGCUAUUUGGCCGAGUUCAAGAUCAAGUUAACGGUGCGUCGUUGUCUACUGAUUAAAACUAACGCGUGCGAGUGAGACAAAAGUAUGCAAGAAAUAGACGCCGCAAUACAAACACAAAUGCAGUAAAAUCAGAAAGCGCAUUUAAAGAAACGUUUCGAAUGAUACUGUCGCAAUGAAUAUUUAUAUUCGUGUAAUUAAAAUUGAUACCAAUUGAAAAGUAUUUGAAAACGAAAACAAAGCAUGCGAUUGAAAAAUGGCAUGCGUUUCGAAGCAUAAGAAGAAGCAGUAGAAGUGACAAGUGCAAAAAGUGUUAAGCAAAGUCGCAGACGAAGAAAAUAAAACAACCGCCUAAGAGCUAAAACGUGGAUAAUAGCAACAAGAACAACAACUAAAGCAUAUAAACGUAGCAAAACCGCAUAACAUGUCAACAGGUUGCGGAAGUGAUGCGCACGACAACUCAAGGAUUCCUGUGCAAGCAGCGUCAACGACUGCGGCGACGAGAAUAUACAAACGCUUAGCGUCAGUGCAGCGCAGCAAGAGCAAGAGAACAGGCGCACAACGAGCGAGCAGAGCUUCCUGCACAACUACAACCGCAACAAGAGUAACAGAAAAGGCCUCUAAUACAGGCAAGGCCAGAGACGUUGGCAGUAAUCGUCAUCGAAAAUCGCAACAGCAACAACAACAGCUAGAGAUGACAUCACGUUCGCGUCACUGGGCCUGGCGGCUGGGCAUUGUCAUCUUGGGCGCUUGCUGCAUAGCCGGCGGCGUUUAUCUGCUGCGCAACUGGAUUGACAUAUUUACGCGCAUGCGCGGCAAGGAAAUGGCACUCAGCCCCACGUCGCCAGCGUAUGAGGGCUGGAAAGUAUCGCCGCUGCCGCUUAACUUUGAUGUUUAUCUAUUCAACUGGACUAAUCCGGAGGACUUAUACCAGGGCUCCCCGAAGAAACCGCACUUUGUACAACUGGGACCUUAUCGGUUUCGGGAGAAACCUGAUAAGGUGGACAUCGAGUGGCACAAUCACAAUGCUUCAGUGUCCUUUCGCAAGAAAGCCUAUUUCUUUUUUGAUGCUGCCGGUAGCAAUGGCACUCUGCAGGAUGUGGUAACCUCGGUCAAUACAGUCGCGCACGCUGGUGCUCGACGUUUACACCAAUUGAACUCGUUUUUUCAAUUUAUGGCAUCGACAACACUGAGCUCCACGCAGAAGGUCAGUGAGACGCGCACCGCCGAGGAGUGGUUAUUCAAGGGUUUCGUGAAUUCGUUAGUGACGCUGGGCAAAAUAAUUAGUCCGGAUGACGUUCCCUACGAUCGGAUUGGUUAUCAGUAUGAGCGCAAUGGAAGCACCAGCUUUGAUGGUGACAUCAACAUGUUCACUGGGGCCGAUGACAUUAGUAAAAUGGGCCAAAUCUAUUCGUGGAAUAAUAAGACGCAUACAGGCGCGUUUGAUGGUGCCUGUGGCAAGGUUAUGGGCUCAAUGGGUGAAUUUUUUCCGCCCAAUUUGAGCACCAAUGACAGUGUCUAUUUAUAUAUGCCCAAAAUGUGCCGCGCCGUGCCACUGGACUUUACGGAAACAAUCAGCGUCCAUGGUGUCACUGCAUACAAAUUCAGUGGCACCAGACACGCUGUGGACAAUGGCACUAUGUAUCCGGACACCAGUUGCCUGUGCGUGGAUGGCAAAUGCAAUCCGUCUGGUGUUAUUUAUGUUGGACGCUGUAACUUCAACACAUCCAUCUACAUGUCUUAUCCACAUUUUUAUCUGGCCGACCCUAGUUAUCUGGACGCUUUGGAUGGCCUGCAGCCGGAAAAGGAGAAGCAUGAGUUCUUCAUGGCACUGGAGCCCAACGCUGGCGUACCCAUGGAUGUGGGUGGUGGCUUCCAGGCCAAUUAUCUGAUGGAGCCGGUGCCGGGCGUUGCUCUCUAUGCGCGCGUGCCACGCAUUAUGCUACCACUUAUGUGGGCCGAGGAGCGUGUUCGUGUCAGCGAGGAAAUCGCUGCAAGCAUUGGUCUGGUUCCACUCAUUGUAAUGCUUGGUCAGAUAUUUACGGGCAUACUGCUUGCCGGCGGCCUUAUUUGUACCUGCUGGUAUCCAACGCGCCAGUUGACGCGUCUCUGCCAUACCGACGACCCCAAAGCCAAGGUGUCGAUGCUACGUCCGCUCACCACGUUUGGCGCCGGCGUCAGUGCGGCUAGCACAACACCAGCUGUUCAGCAGCUUUUCCGCCAGAAUGCCAACCAAAACGAUCGUGUGGGCGUGCGUCUGUUAGAUUACAGGCGCAGCUCGGGCAUUGAAGAUGGCGAUGACGAGAGCAGCGGCGGCAACACGUCUAGAGAUCGCCUAAUCGAGAGCCGCUCAACAGAUGUGAUAAUUAGUUAAUAUACAUAUAUCGUUGCAUCUUGCAUUUUCAAUAUAUUGCCUUAGGGGAGCCAAAGACAUACUCCGCGCCACGUCUCGCCAUUAAAACUCAACAGAUGUUAGUUAAUUGAUGUUGACUUUUGCCGAGUUGCCUCAUUUAUAUCAUUAAAUACGUACUAUCCCUCCACAUACACACAUAUCCAUUCGUACAAACAUCCAUCGUGCUCAUAUAGUUUCCUCACACAAAACAGCACCAACAUUCAUACGCAUGCUGCAGAAGUAUAGAGAGAGAUUGAUAAGAUUAUUUAUUAAUUAGUGCCAAAAAGUGAAAGAUAACCUAAACAAAAGUCAUUGACUAUUUUAGUAGCUUAACUUAACUGUAUAUAAGUGAUUAUCCUAGCUCCAAAGCUAUCAAUCCCCUUGUAUAAAUUUAAACUGCGCACGUCCAAAGUAUUUUUAUAUUAUAUAUUUAUAUUCAUAUAUAAAUUUAA
Molecule: messenger RNA, 2899 nt
Organism: Drosophila montana
Lineage: Eukaryota; Metazoa; Arthropoda; Insecta; Diptera; Drosophilidae
Gene: pes
Product: peste
Exons: 6
Coding region: 480-2429 (649 amino acids)
Cellular component (GO): membrane; cytoplasm
Molecular function (GO): scavenger receptor activity
Source: RefSeq, a predicted model, not a curated record